This is a messenger RNA of Xiphophorus maculatus (southern platyfish), 4120 nucleotides long. RefSeq names its product disintegrin and metalloproteinase domain-containing protein 15-like (gene adam15). Gene Ontology annotation, biological process: proteolysis; innate immune response; integrin-mediated signaling pathway. The record is from RefSeq and is a predicted model, not a curated record. Gene Ontology annotation, molecular function: metalloendopeptidase activity; integrin binding. The coding region runs from base 640 to 3105 and encodes 821 amino acids. The transcript is spliced from 18 exons. NCBI's taxonomy places the organism in Eukaryota, Metazoa, Chordata, Actinopteri, Cyprinodontiformes, Poeciliidae.
CUGUGCCAUCCUUUUCUAUACUUUUGAUAAUAUUAGCUAAAAAUGAUAAACGGAAAGUUUGCGUAAAAAUUCUUAAACAGAUUAAAUUCUGUUUAACAAAAGCUGCUUACGGGCUUUUAACAAAUCUCGUAAAGUGUGGGGUGCGUUUAUUUUGAUGGGUAGCCUUCAGUAUGUCCGGUGUGUCGCGCGCAGCUUAACUCAGCGGGAUGACGUCUUCGUUAGCUCCCGGUAUAAACACGGCUGGUCCUCCUAUUCUGAGCCGCCUUCAGCGAGUUUAAUUCGCACAGAAAGAAGUUCGUGAGUCCGGACGGAACUACCAGACUGAAACCGAACCGGUUCUGUUGGUCCUUUCCGCAGUUCCUUUCAGAUAGGUGCAGUUUUACCAGAAACUACGCAGUUCGGGAACAGGGCGGGAGUCCCACCGUAUUAACGGGACCGAUAAACGGUCCCGCGGGUAGUCCCGAACCCUGACCCGCUCCGUUCGGUCUUAUCGGGCUCUCACUGGGAACAGAGGCGCCAUGGAGUCUUGGUGGAGCCCUUCCCGGAGCUCCUACACCGGGAGGUAACCAGAGCGGGACAGGAGAGCCUCGCACGGCGGACAGCGGCAACCUGUUGCCGGUUUCCGGUGACUCAGAGAGGAUGAGCGGCGCCGCCGGACCGCCGCUGCCGCUGGUGCUGCUGCUGCUGGGCGGCCGUGCGGCGUUCAUGGUCUGCCGGUCCCUGAACGCACCGCAGGACGGAGCGGUUCUGUCUGCGGAGGUCCAGAUGGACGCUGCUCUGACCGGUGUGGACAGACAGAGACGUCCAUUCCUGGAGAAAACUCGUCCCUUCGUCCUGGUGGAUGGACAGAGACGGAGUCUGGCUCAAGCUGUGCAGGAUGGCCAUCCCGACAGGAUGCUGUGUGAGCUGGAGGUGGGAGGACAGCGCCUCCUGCUGGACCUGGAGAAGAACCACAACCUGCUGCCCAGACCGCCCAACAUCUUCUUCUACCUCCCCAACGGAACCGGAGUGUCUGUGCCGGCCGAGCCUGUGACUCACUGCUAUUACCACGGCAGCAUCCGGGGAUUCCCGCGAUCCAGAGCAGCUGUGAGCUCCUGCUCCGGACUCCGCGGUGUAAUCGUCCUCAACUCCUCUGUGACCUUGGAGCUGCAGCCAGAGGUCAGGGAGCGGCUGGAGGAGCCGGGAGGAGGAGCAGAGGAGGAGGACGUUCACCUGCUGUUCUCUGCCGGUCCUCUGGAGGGCGCCACCGCAGCGGCGGGCUGCGCUGUGCCGCACGCGCCCGGUUCAGCGUCCUCCACUCACAGCGCCAGCCAGCGGACCAAGAGAGACAUCCUAUCUGAGACCAAACACGUGGAGCUGGUGCUGGUGGCGGACCAUCAGGAGUUCCUGAACUACCAGAGGAACAACCAGACCAUCGUGUACCGGCUGAUGGACGUGGCCAACCAGGUGGACUGGUUCUACCGGCCGCUGAAGGUCCGGGUGGCGCUGACGGGCCUGGAGGUCUGGAGCGACCGCGAUAAGAUCCGGGUAGAGAGGAGCGCCACCGACACGCUCAACAACUUCCUGGAGUGGAGGAGCAGAGAGCUGCUGCCACGCCUUCGCCAUGACAACGCCCAGCUCAUCAUGGGCGAGUCAUUUGACGGUACCACUGUGGGAAUGGCGAGCCAGUCCUCCAUGUGCUCCAGGGACCGAUCCGGAGGUGUCAAUGUGGACCACCUGGUCAGCGUUCUGGGCGUGGCCUCCACCGUCGCCCACGAGCUCGGACACAACCUGGGCAUGAGGCACGACACGGCCGAGCGCCGCUGCUCCUGCGACAACGAGCCCCGCCUCGGAGGAUGCAUCAUGGAGCCGUCAACCGGCUUCAUGCCAGGCCAGCAGUUCAGCAGCUGCAGCGCCGCAGAUCUGUCCGUCAGCCUGCUGCACGGCGGCGGCAUGUGUCUGUUCAACGUGCCGCAGCCCGACCGCCUGCUGGGCGGCCCGCGCUGCGGGAACCUGUACGUGGAGAAAGGAGAGGAGUGUGACUGCGGCCUGCUGGAGGAGUGUGAUGACCCGUGCUGUAACGCCUCCACCUGCCAGCUGGCUCCUGGAGCUCAGUGCUCCUCAGACGGUAUCUGCUGUGAGGACUGUAAGCUGCGCGCAGCGGGCUCAGUGUGCCGUGAGCCGCUGGGAGAGUGUGACCUACCUGAGUACUGCACAGGCUCCUCCCCUCACUGCCCCCCCAAUGUGUUCCUGCAGAACGGAGAGGCCUGCCGGAACGGCGCCUCCUACUGCUAUGGAGGAGUCUGCGCCGAUAUGGAUUCCCAGUGCCAGAUGCUGUGGGGAACCAAUGCCAGCAGCGCUCCAGCCUUGUGCUUCUCAUCCGUCAACAAACAGGGAAAUAAAUAUGGAAACUGUGGUCAGCGGGCCAACGGCUCUUACAUCCCCUGUGCCAACCCAGACGUUCUGUGCGGCAGGAUCCAGUGUCAGGGCGGGACAGAGCGCCCCCUGCUGGGCAGCAUCGCCCAGAUCCUGACCGUUCGCUUCAACCAUAGCGACCUGGUCUGCAGAGGGACGUUCUUCCACCUGGACGACGACGUGUCCGACCCGGCCACCGUGGCCCAGGGCACUGCCUGCGGGCCCGGCAAGGCUUGUUUGAAUCAGAAAUGUGAGGAUGCGUCCGUGUUUGGUGUGGAAGAAUGUCGCAGGAAGUGCAGCGGUCAUGGAAGUCCGAUCCGGUCCGGGUCGCCCUGCUCCUCAUCUUCUUCUUCAUCCUGCCUGUGGUGCUCCUCUUCCUCGCUCUGCGCUUCCCCCGAUUCCGCCGGACGCUCUGCUGCCUCGGACCCAACAGCCCGUUCCACAAGGCCCGGCAGCACAACCGGUACCGCCGACCCAACACACACACCCCCACACACACACACAGACUUCAUGCAUAACUCUGCUCUUACCCACAAUGCAGUGUGGCUGACUCUGAGCUGUGGGGUUUGGAGUUUGAACCCGCCCACAUCUGCAGGUACUGCUGGACCUGCCGGGUUCUGCUCAGCAGAUGGUUCUGUAGGCUCAGUGGUUGUCUGGAGUAUCUGUGAGCGCUCAGUAUCCUACCAGCUGUCAGGCUCCAGUUUCCCUUAAAAAAACAGAAUUGUUUGAAUUUACUGCAGAAUUUCUCUAAUCCAUGCGGGUUCAUAUAUUUACAUACAGACCUCGUGAUAAGUUGGACUGAAGGAAAGUCUGGUAACUUUAUUUGAAUAAAUUGAUGUGAUCAUCAUGAUAAAUAUAAAUACACAUUAACAUGAAUCCAACAUGUAACAAACUGAUCAAAUUGGUUUGUUUUAUUGAUGAUUUAACCAAAUUAAAGGGGGUCAAAGUGUAUUGAAUUGAGAUGUUGUACCGAGUUACACCACAAGGUGGCGGUGCUUCCCCUGCUCUGCCAGUCUUAGACCAGUAAAGUCUCCAUCUCAUUUUAGCUUAGUUCCAGGUUGCUAACGUUCACCAAACACAUGGAUGGAAAUGAUUCCCUUAAAGUUUUUAGCGUCUAACAUUUGUUAUUCCAUCGCCCGGUCGUAUGUAAUCGAUGUUUUCAGAGUGAAGUAACUGUUACGUCUGUUAGCAUUUCGCCGCUAACAUGGUAGUUGCACUGCUAGCUUAGCAGCUAAUGUCUAAACUGUUAGCAGUGAUUGUAGCGAUCCAGAAAUAAAUUUUGAACACCUCACUGUUUGAAUUUAUUCAUAAUAGUAUAAUAAUAUAUCAGAUUAGGUUUUGUUUUUCUAAGUUUGCUGGUAACAUACUGACUGCUCAGACAUACUCGCUCCAACCCACCGGUCUGUGCUUUUAAAUCUUCACCUCCCUCACUGAUGUGAUCACACCUGCUGUAUAUCCACUUAAAGCUGCACUCACAAACAUCCCAGUAUGGAUCCUGAUCAGAGCAGAGGGGAUUCUGGGUAAUGAAGUCCUCAGUGUUGAGCCCUUCAGUGCAGCUUUAAGUUCCUUCAGAGAUCUGAGGAUGAACCUGUAGCCAGGUAGUUAGCUGAUGUUGUGUUUCCUGCUAAACUAACAAUAUUAAACCCAGAGCGGAUCCGGAACGGUGCCGGUUCCGGCACCACUUCCUGACCGCCACGGUGUAACCAUGACAACCGUCCUCCAUGUU